This is a messenger RNA of Tetrahymena thermophila SB210, 2448 nucleotides long. RefSeq lists its product as hypothetical. Lineage: Eukaryota; Ciliophora; Oligohymenophorea; Hymenostomatida; Tetrahymenidae. The transcript is spliced from 2 exons. The record is from RefSeq and is a predicted model, not a curated record.
AUGAAGACAGACGCAUAAUUGCAAGCAGAACAAAAUAAUUAAAUCAUAAACUAAAUAUUUAAAAAUAAGUUGAGUAAAGUUGUAGAGAGUGAAAAGCCCUAAAGUAAAAAAGAUUAUCAAGAAAUAGUCAACAACUAAACUGCUCUAUUUAAGAAUGAAACCUUAGCUCAUUUUAAAAGUCUUCAUUAUUUAAACAAUUCUGAAAAUGGAACUAUGGUUAAUAGUUUAAGAGAUCCUGGUCAUCCUAAAUAUGGGACAAUUGAAUAUAAAAAGUUGUACAGCGAAUUAUUUGAAGACAAGCUAAUAAAAAAAAAUAUUAAGCUAGAAAAAGAAAAAUAGUAACUUAUCUCGCAAAGAAAAUAUUUAGAUGAAAAGGAGAAAAAUUUAUUUGCAGCUUAUCAAAAUCACUUGUAGAAUAAUAGAUCAAGCAAAGAAACUCUUAACAAACUUAGAGUUUUACUUAACAUAAAUUCUUAAAAGAGAAAAGUUAAAAACGAAGAAAUUAAGAUUGUUGCAGAAGAGUAUGAUAAUUAAAUAAAAAAGAUGGAAUCUGAGAAUGUCAGUUCUCUCUUGAAGCAAAUAGAAGGAAAGAGAAACAAAAGGGCAACAUUAAUGGCCGUCAAUCCAUUCAACGAUCAAAUUGAGAUUCUUCAAGAAAAGAAAUUAGAUGCCUUAGCUGAUAUUAAAAUUUAGAUAGCUGAAUUAGACGAUGAAUUGAAAUAGAUAUAAGAAGAGGUUGAAUAGGCACAAAAAGAUUACCAAAAUGCUAAAGAAAAGAAAAACGAAGUUAAAUUUUUAAUGAAAUAGCAUUUUUUACAACAGCUAAGUAAAGAAGUAAAUGAAAAAAACCCUAAAAGUUUAGUGUGGAUAGUUGUUAAGCUGUUAAAUAUCAAGGAAUAGAUUACUUAUAAUAUUUUUCCUGAUUAUCUUGAGGAAAAGAAUAUUCAAUUUUUAAUAUAAAUGGCAAAUUUAGAGAUUUAAAAAAAUGAAAAGCAGGCUUUUAUGAAAAACAUGUAAAACUCGCAAAGAUUUCACAAUUUAUAGCAAAAUUAUUAAUAAAAAAUGAUGCAAUUUUAAUCAAGUGGAAAAAAGCAAAGAAAUAACUCAUCUUUAACAGCUUUUUCUUCUUCAACAUCAAUAAAUCCUUCUCUGAACACAGGUUUAGAAUCAACUAAUAAACUUUCUUAUAUAAAGAAACCUGUGCUAGUUUAUGAUAAUAACAUUAAUUCAAAUUAAGUAAUUUUCUAGAUUGAUGAUCAGUAGAAUUUUAGCUCAUAAGCCCUUUCUAAAUAAUAAAUUGAUAACUAAUUCAAAGAAAUCAAACUUGCUGAAGAAUAAUAUAAAAAUCUUCUUUAAUAGAUAGAAGAAACGAAAUAAAGUGAAUUUGAAAGACUAUGUUCUAAAUAUUUGAAGCUAAAAAAAGAUUGCAAAAAUAUUUUUUAUGCAAUAUUUGGUUUUCAUGAAGGAGAGAAAUUAUUCUAUGAAUUUGAAAGGAGAAAAGUAAAAAUAGAGCACUUGAUAAAUUCGAAUAAGACAUUUUAAUUUUCUAAAGCUGUUGGACCAUAAGCCAAUAUCAUAGCUAAGAACAAUCUUUUGAAUACUUAAACACAGGCUGCUAGUAAGCUAACUGUUAUGGAAUCUCCUAAAAAUAAUAGCAAUAGUAAUUCUAAUUAAGGGAGUAAUUCUAAUUAAGGGAGUAUUUCAAAUAGAAAAUUAAGUACUCCAGAUACAUCAUCUCUGCCGUAUUAAUUAACAAAUCGAUAUAUGCAUAUAAAAAAUAGAUCAAAUAAUUACUCUCUAACAGAAAAAGUAUUAGAUCCAAUCAAAAAUAAUUAAUCGUUAAGAUAGUCUGCAUUUGACUAAUUUAAGAGAUCUGUAGACUAUUAGGAUGCAAAUCAACUGUAAGAUGCUUUUCAAUUAUUUUCGCCUAGGAUUGCUCCUUCUAUCAAGAAAAAGAUAUUUGAGAUGAGCUUAACAUCAGAAAAUGGCUCUGCAUCAGUAGGUAUGACAAGUCCUCGCUCUCCUAAUAGUAAUUUAGGAUAAUAAUUUCAAAAUUUUGCAAGUGGAAACUAAGAAAAAAAGAAAGUAGGGUUUUAUAAUACUACUAAAGAUCAAAUUAGUGAUUAUAAAAAUAAUACAAGCUUAGCGAACAAUAUAAAAAAAUCCUUUUCUUAAUAUUAAAACGUCUAAUUAACUAAAUAAAAAGCUCCAUUCUUAUCAAAUUUUUUCACAAAAGAAGAUAAAACUCCAUUAUCAAACUUAUAAUCACCAAUGAGCAGUGGAAUUUAAUCAUUUAGUUUCUCCUCACCGCUAAUAAGUGAUGCUAAAAUCUCAUAAUUUACUGAAUCUGAUUUUUAGAGAAAUAAUUAUUCAUAAAUAAAUGCAAAAUUAGCUGUAAAAGUAAGUAAUUUCUUAGAUGAUAAAAGCAAUUCCAAAAAAGAUGAUUGA